CCCGGCGUGCGAGCGUGUAGCGUUUCUCCCGUGAUUUCCACACGCAGCAGCAGCGGCGAAAGCAACCACAACAACCACACCAAAAACAGCAACAAUAACAACAUCCCCAACAACAACAACAACAAUAGCAAUACAAAUAGAAGAGAACCAGCGGCAAACGGUUUUUGCUGCGCUUCUCCUAUUUUAAGUGCCGAGCGUUUUACUAUUUUUACUACUCAGCGAUACACACGAACACACACCGCUGUGUGUUUGUUGCCGUGCGUUGAGCUAUAACAACAAUAACAGCCGAAAAACCGAGGACUACAACAACAAGAACGAACGAAACAGUGUAAAAAUGCUACAUAGUGAAACGAUCUUCCAUAAAUAUGUAAAUACCGAAAUAUAUUCGAGGACAUAAUUGGCUAGAGAAAUCUGUGUUUUUCGAGUGCAAAAUGCAAGGAAACUGCAGGGAGAACAAAAACAACCGCAGCCAUGUUGGAGAGCCGAAACUAGGCUAAAUAUCUUUGCAUACUUUUGGGAAAGUUGUGCACACACACACACACACACUCAGAGACGCAGAGGACAGACACACAGACACAGAUACAGCGGCAGGACCUGCGCCUGCGGUCGCCGACAUUUGAACCUGCUUUCUGACCGUUGACCGCCGGCCGCCUCUUUUCACUUUUGGCAACGCGAAGAUGAAAAUGUGCACCAAAGUGGCUAAAGAGCUGAAAAAGGCAUAAGAAGCAGCCGCAACCACACACACAGACACACAUACAGCAAAUAGAGGAGGAGCCGCAGAGAAGGGCAAAAGCGAAAGGAACGGGUUCGCAGAACUGCAGUUCAACAGCCUCCGGGUCCGUGGCAAGCUCAACUGCAAAUUCGGCCAACACAGCAGUGCAUCUGUGUCUGUAUCCGUGCGCCCCUGCAUCUGUGUCCGUAUCCGCAUCUGUAUCUGGUGACUCGGUGUGCGUGUAUCUGCAGCUGCAGCUCUGCAGCGAACGGAGGAGGGAGAACGGCGAAAAUUGUGUCAGCAGCAUCGGCAGUGAGCCGUUCUGCAGCUCGUCAGACUGGCGCCUCCAUCUCCGCUUCGGAUUGCCGCUACAGCACAAAACCACAGCCAAAUCGAACGCAACAAAGCUUCCAGAGUUAGGCCAACGAGGAGGAGGAGUGUCCAGUUUCUUCCAGGAGGAGCAGCAGAUCCACACACAUACCAUAGUUACUAGUAGCCAGAACGCAGCCAGCCAUGCAGUUGCUACUCAAGUCGAUCUUCACCUGCGCACUUAUUGUGAUCUUCGUGUACGCCACCGCCCAGUCGCUGAUCGAGCUCCACAGGAACGAGUCGCGGCAGGAGCUCUAUGGCAUCAGCAGAAAUCUCAGCCAGGAAGGCCAGAGCUCCUUCCUCAGCCGAAGGCUGCGGCAGAUUAGUCUAGGAGAGGAUGCCGACGAGGGGAUUGAGGACCCCGAUGGGAGCCUUGCGAAAAAAGCAGAGAGCGACUUAAGUCCGGACAAGGAGGAGCUGCGCGAGUGCAAGCCGGGCCUCGUGCUGCCUCUGUGGCUGCCACAGCGCAACAUCUCCGUUGGCGACCGCCUCCUCCGAGGCUUCGCCUACUUCCUGCUGCUCAUCUAUCUGUUUGUGGGUGUGUCCAUAAUCGCCGACCGGUUCAUGGCCGCCAUCGAGGCCAUCACCUCCAUCGAGCGAACGGUGACGGUGCGAGGGCCCCACAACGAGAAGCAGGUGAUGCAUGUGCGCAUCUGGAACGAGACGGUGGCCAAUCUCACGCUGAUGGCCCUCGGCUCCAGCGCCCCCGAGAUCCUGCUGUCCGUGAUCGAGAUUUACGCCAAGGACUUUGAGAGCGGCGACCUUGGACCCGGAACAAUCGUGGGCUCGGCCGCUUACAACCUAUUCAUGAUCAUCGCCGUGUGCAUGAUCUGGAUACCAGCUGGUGAGGUGCGCCGCAUCCGGCACCUGCGCGUCUUCUUCGUGACCGCCGCGUUCUCUAUCUUCGCCUACGUCUGGCUGUGGCUCAUCCUGUCCGUGUUCACGCCCGGCAUCAUCUUAGUGUGGGAGGCGAUCGUGACGCUGCUGUUCUUCCCACUGACCGUUCUUUGGGCCUACAUCGCCGAGCGUCGCCUGCUGGUGUAUAAGUACAUGGACAAGAACUACCGGGUCAACAAGCGCGGCACUGUGGUCGCCGGCGAGCACGACCAGGUGGAAAUGGGUGCGGAGAAGGGCACCAAGCAAUCGUUGGCCAUUACUCAGCGCGACAACGAUGCCGAGGCCUUCGACGAGGCCCGUAAAGAGUACAUCAGCCUGCUGUCUGAGCUUCGUCAGAAGUAUCCUGAGGCCGAUCUUGAGCAGCUGGAGAUGAUGGCCCAGGAGCAGGUGCUGGCGCGGAGCAACAAGUCGCGCGCCUUCUACCGCAUCCAGGCCACCCGGAAAAUGGUCGGCAGCGGCAACCUGAUGCGCAAGAUCCAGGAGCGGGCCCACAGCGACCUCACCGAGGUGAAGGCCCAGCUCCACCCAGCCGACGACGACGAUAGCGAUGAUCCCACCCGCAUUUACUUCGAGCCGGGUCACUAUACGGUCAUGGAAAACUGCGGAGAGUUCGAGGUGCGUGUGGUGCGGCGCGGCGACCUCUCAACGUACGCGACCGUUGAAUAUGAGACCCAGGACGGCACCGCCUCCGCCGGCAACGACUUUGUCGGCAAGAAGGGCAGCCUCAGCUUUCCGCCGGGCGUGGACGAGCAGCGCUUCCGCAUCGAGGUGAUCGACGACGACGUUUUCGAGGAGGACGAGUGCUUCUACAUCAGGCUGUUUAACCCCUCCGAAAACGUCAAGCUCUCUGUGCCGAUGAUGGCCACCGUCAUGAUCCUGGACGACGACCAUGCCGGCAUCUUCGCCUUCACUGACUCGGCCUUCGAGGUCUCGGAGUCCGUCGGUCGCUACGAACUGAAGGUAAUGCGCUACUCCGGUGCCCGGGGCACCGUCGUCGUGCCCUACUGGACAGAGGGGGACACCGCCAUCGAGGGUAAGGACUUUGAGGAGAUACAUGGUGAACUGGUCUUCGAGAACAAUGAGUCAGAGCAAGUCAUCGAACUCUUCAUUCUGGAGGAGAGCAGCUACGAGAAGGAUGUCAGCUUCAAGGUCUUCAUCGGAACACCCGAGUUGGCGCCAGAUUCCACUCACUACCAUGACACUAACAAGGAAUCAUUUUUCAAUCGAUUUUUUGAAAAACACGAACACUCUGGAGAUCCCACUCACGACGACAUGGCAGCCCAAAUCAGGGCGGUGGAAAAGAAGAAUGCAAACGAGCUGACCGAACUGGAUCGCAUCCUGUUGCUGAGCAAGCCAAGGACCGGGGAGCUGUCCACCGCAACCAUACGCAUCCGAGAAAGCCAGGAAUUUAAGGCUACAGUCGACAAACUGGUGGCCAAAGCGAACGUCUCCGCUGUCCUCGGCACAUCCUCCUGGAAGGAGCAGUUCAAAGAUGCCCUCACCGUCAUUCCAGCCGACGAAAGUGAGUUCGACCGCGACGACGACACCUUGGAGGAGGUGCCCAGCUGCUUCAACUACAUUAGCCACUUCUUCUGCCUCUUUUGGAAGGUAAUAUUUGCAUUUGUGCCGCCCACAGACAUUUGCGGCGGCUAUGUGACCUUUGUGGUGUCCAUAGUCGUUAUUGGCGUCAUCACCGCCAUCAUUGGGGACGCCGCCUCAUACUUCGGCUGCACUCUCAAUAUCAAGGACUCGGUUACCGCCAUCCUGUUCGUCGCCCUGGGCACCAGCAUACCAGACACAUUUGCCAGCAUGAUAGCGGCCAAGCACGACGAGGGAGCAGAUAACUGCAUCGGAAACGUCACGGGCAGCAAUGCGGUUAACGUAUUCCUGGGCAUCGGCUUGGCCUGGACCAUCGCAGCCGUAUACCACAGCUCGCAUGGCAUGACGUUCAACGUUGAGCCUGGAACAAUCGGCUUUGCUGUGGCGCUAUUCUGCGGCGAGGCCCUGAUUGCCGUUCUCCUCAUCAUGGUUCGGCGCUGUCACAAAGGCAUCGGCGCGGAGCUGGGCGGCCCAAAGGUCUCAAAGUACAUCAGCGCAGCGAUCCUCGUAUUCCUCUGGGUCUUCUACGUGGUCAUCUGCAUAUUGGAGGCCUACGACAUCAUCCGCGUCUAAGGAGCCCAUUGCUCUGGCCGCAUUUGGAGCGGGCUCUGUUCGCAUUGUUCGCAUUGGCGUUGGAAAGAGUUUGAGAAUAAAUUUAUAUGUAUCUUAUGUAAAAUUUAUGUUAAUACUAAAAGUAAAAUUGUAUUGUUAAAUAGGUUUAAGUCAGGCUUACAUACAUAAAACAACAAAUUUUUACGAUUACUCACUCUAUUGAUAUAUGAAUUGUAAAUACAGAAAUGCUGCCACGGCUCAGCAAUCUUGUAAUUGUAACGAGAUCAUUUACUGUUAUGCCACAUAUACUUAAUUUACUAUUAAAUUACGGUUAUCUUUAUUGUA
Drosophila kikkawai is the source of this 4474-nucleotide messenger RNA. Lineage: Eukaryota; Metazoa; Arthropoda; Insecta; Diptera; Drosophilidae. The record is from RefSeq and is a predicted model, not a curated record.